AUGAGUUAUGGUGUUGCCAAUCCUGAGCCUGGUCUGAUCUAUUCAUGGAUUUUAACAUUAGCAAAUGGUUUACAAGUAACAAAUACUACUGGAGCAGGUCUUAUUUCACUUGGUUGGCGACAAUGUACAUUCAUGUGGCAAACAUUAUCUGCUAAUCAGUAUAUCGAAAACAACUUUGUUACUGAUUCGGCAAGCGAUUCAUAUGGAUCGAAAAGAAUGGAUGUAGUUGUAUGGUGGCCAGAAGCCAGUGCACAAACUGUUCGUAAUCAAGUGUCACUCAAACUGAAAAAUCCUCAAAAUGUUGUACUUGCUCAAGCAAACACACCUCAACAAGUAUGGCAAAAAAUUACUUAUGUACAACCAGGAAAUACACUAAUACCUAGUGGUUCAUAUACCAUUCGUAUUGAUGUAGGUACUCUUCAACCAACAGCAAGUAAUGUGCGUCUUUUUCUCACUGCCUGUACUCGACCAGAAUAA
This is a messenger RNA of Adineta steineri, 477 nucleotides long. NCBI's taxonomy places the organism in Eukaryota, Metazoa, Rotifera, Eurotatoria, Adinetida, Adinetidae. The record is from the annotation of a GenBank genome assembly.